This is a messenger RNA of Amborella trichopoda, 750 nucleotides long. Lineage: Eukaryota; Viridiplantae; Streptophyta; Magnoliopsida; Amborellales; Amborellaceae. The record is from RefSeq and is a predicted model, not a curated record.
AUGGGUUUGUAUAUAAUGAGAUCAUUUAUUUCUGGUACAAGAAGAUCUGCUCAAUCUAUACAGGAGAUCUAUCCAAGAAAAAUUCUUAAUAAUUACAUGAAAUUACAAACUACACAAAAGUCAUCUCUUUUUUAUAGGGAUUUACCCGUCAUAGAGAUGCACAGAGGAAUGAAACAAACUUUUACAUAUAUCGAUGUUCCUCUCAACAAGAGAUUGAACGUUAUUCCGGUUUGUCUCCAUUUUUGCGAAACUAUUCCUCGAGCAAGGUAGUUGAUAAGUCAUCAAAGGAUUUGUGUGAAUAAUGGAAUGGUAAGCAUUACUCAUUUAAAACUUAAAGUAUCCCAUGGUGAUCCAAUAUUUUUUCAAGAAAAUUAUGCGAAAUAUCAGUGGGGAGAAAUAAUGAGAUAUUUCUGUAUCGAAAUAUUAGUUGCAAAAAUGUUAGGCAAAUUCCCGGAUCACCUGAUAAGAAUGUGGAGAAGAACAAAAACAGAAUGGUUCCACCUACUCAAAACUACGUGCCACAACCUACUAAAAUCCCAGUUUUUGCAAUAGUUGUAUUCUUCUAUGCAAGAAGAAGACUUAGACAAAUGUUUUUGGAGUAUCAGUUCCUUCAUUGAGCACAACAAAAUGAAGAGGAAUUCGGAUCAUUUCAAAUCCAUAUUCCUAUCAGAGAAGGAACAAGAAAACCGUCUUAUUGUUAAUAAAAGUAAUUUAUAUAGUAAUUCGAUUUUAUUGCUACAGACUUUUUAA